CCAUCAAGAGGGACAGACGCACCUGCUUCUCUCUACUGACCGCUCGCAGUCAGUCUGACUCUGCAUCUCCUCGAUUAGGUUGUCUCCUGAUGGAGUUUGCGGUCUGCUUUUCUACCAGUGUGUUUAUGUGCUGAAGUUCAGCUGAAGUGAUGCGGGUUUGAGGACUGUUUCACUGAUGCGCGUCUCCGCCAGAAGAACAGCAGAAUGAAGGAAUAGGCGUUUCUCUCUCCUCCUUCACAAUGGGAUUAUUCAAACUUUAUUUUGCGCUUUGCACGGUCGGACUUUUCUAUGUGUCAGGUUUGGGUGUUGAUCCAGCCUUACAUGUGGAUAUCUUCCAAGAGAUCGACCUUGAGAAAUCAAGCGCUGGAGUUUCCCAAGUCCAGGGAUUCCACAAUGAGAGCAGAGCAUAUCAGUUUGAAGGUUCAUCAAGGAAUGCUAGAGCCUCCCUCAAGGCAGCAGAGAGGAUUCUUCAGAAGUUAAGAGGAAGAACUGAGUUCACUCUUCUGUUGACGCUCAAACAGGAGAAAUUCAGCUCAGGAGUGCUGCUGUCCAUACACUAUGGAGAACAGAGGUUUCUGGAGGUAGAGAGCAGCGGUCUGCGUAAUGAGAUCCGUCUCUUCUUCCAAACCCCAGACCAGCGGCAGCAGAGAGAGGUCUUCCCCUAUAGUCUAGCAGAUGGACACUGGCACAAAGUCUCGCUGGCAUUCAGUGCCACCCAAGUGGUGCUCCAUAUUGACUGCAACAGAAUUUAUGAACGGAUUGUGGAGAUACCAUCUAUGGACUUCCCCAGAGGAACGAACAUCUGGGUUGGCCAAAGAAAUGACGCCCAUGGAUUUUUCAGGGGAGUGAUGCAAGAUGUUCAGUUAGUAGUCGUACCUCAUGGAUAUGUCGUCCAGUGUCCAGAUCUCAACCGUACGUGUCCCACUUGUAAUGAUUUCCACGGGCUGGUUCAGAAGAUCAUGGAACUUCAAGAUAUUUUGGCUAAAACGUCAAACAAGUUGGCUCUUGCCGAAGAGAAGAUGAAGUACUUGGAUGGCUGUUACUGUGAGAGGACCUGCACCCUGAAUGGAGAGAUCUUUAGGGACAGCGAUGCUUGGAUCGAUGGAUGCAGAAACUGCACAUGCUCAAACGGCACCGUGGAGUGUGAGAGUAUUUUCUGCCCACCGCCUCAGUGCCCCCCUGAUACCGCUCCAAUCUACAUGCCUGGAGCUUGCUGUAAAGAAUGCCAGCCCGUGUGUCUGUUCAGAGGAAGAGUGUAUGUGGAAGGUGACCGUAAGAGCGUUCACGACUCUGAGGGAAACUGUCUGCUGUUUGAAUGCAGGGAUCGAAGUAUGCGUAGGGUGGAAAUGACUUCUUGUCCAGAUCUGAACUGCCCCGAGUCAGAGCAGAUCACACUCACCGAUCGUUGCUGCAAAGUGUGCAGAGGGCAUGAUUUCUGCACCGAGGGUUACAGUCGCAACUGUGUGGAAAAUUCUGACUGCAUUAACCUAGAAGCAGGAGCUUGCUGUAGCUGUAAAGAAGGAUACCACGCGCUCAGGGAUGACAGCGCCUACUGCCAAGAUAUCGACGAGUGUGCGGAGGGGAAGCACUACUGCAGGGAGAACACCAUCUGUAUGAACACACCAGGCUCUUUUAUGUGCGUCUGUCACACCGGCUUCGUUCGUAUUGACGAUUACUCCUGCACAGAGCACGAUGAGUGUGUGCGUGGACUGAAUACCUGUGAUGAAAACGCUCUUUGCUUCAACAUAGUUGGCGGACACAGUUGCUCCUGUAAACCUGGGUACAUCGGUAAUGGAACUUUCUGCAGAGCACUGUGUGAAGGCCAGUGUCUCAACGGAGGCUCCUGUGUCGCUCCAGAUACCUGUGUCUGCCAGCAGGGCUUCACCGGGAAGAGAUGUGAGACAGACAUCGACGAGUGCUCCGAUGGGUUUGUGGAGUGUGACAGUCGAGCCACUUGUGUCAACCUGCCCGGCUGGUACCACUGCGAGUGCCGUGAUGGAUACCACGACAACGGAAUGUUCUCCGCCAAUGGAGAGUCAUGCGAAGACAUUGAUGAAUGUGAGAUGGGGAGGCACAGCUGUGCUAACGACACGAUAUGCUUUAACGUUGACGGAGGAUAUGACUGCCGCUGCCCGCAUGGUAGGAACUGCACUGGAGACUGUGCUCAUGAUGGCAGGGUGAAACACAACGGGCAGAUCUGGGUGCUGGAUGAUGACAGGUGCUCAGUCUGCUCUUGUCAGUCAGGGUUGGUGAUGUGUAGACGGAUGGUGUGCGACUGCGAGAAUCCCACAGUGGAUGUGCUGUGCUGUCCUGAAUGCGAUCCUCGUCUGAGUUCUCAGUGUUUGCAUCAGAACGGUCUGCUGGCGUACAGUAAUGGAGAAACCUGGGUGGAGAACUGCCAGCAGUGCCAGUGCAUGAGGGGCGAAGUGGACUGCUGGCCGGUCUCAUGUGCGCCGGUGUCCGACUGUGAGUUUACAGUGGUGCCGGAUGGCGAAUGCUGCCCGCGCUGCGUCACUGACCCCUGCCUGGCUGACACAGUGCGCAAUGACAUCACCAAGACCUGUGUGGACGAAUACGGCAUCAGUCGCUUUAGCGGAUCCGCCUGGACCAAACACGGCACCGAGUGCUCCCUCUGCCAGUGCAAGAACGGCCACAUCUGUUGCUCUGUGGACCCUCUGUGCCUCUAGUGCUGUUCAGAAGGCAAAAUAUAUGACUUUUCCUUUCUUCUCUCUCUCUCUUUAUCUCUCUCUCUCUUGUCUGUUUUCUUCCCCCUUCUUCGUCUCGGCUCUCUGUACAGUUUCAUCCCCUUCAGAAGAUCAUUUUAUACUGUAUUAUAGCAUAAACACAGAUAUACUGAUAGCUCAGUCACUGAAAAAAAUAAUAAAUAAAGCAUCGUUUCAGCUUUAAGCAGUGUUUACAAUUUUGCUUGCUGCGUUUAAGGCAAGACACUGCAGGUAAAUAAGAGGAAACAGUUCAUCUUUAUUUUAGGAAUGCUUUUUUAAAAGGUCCAUUUGCACUUGCAAAUAAGGAAUUAUUUCUUGAAAUGUUUGCAUACAUUUCAUUAUUUAAAAUUUUAAACAUUGAA
Messenger RNA from Danio aesculapii, 3085 nucleotides. It is a transcript of the gene nell2b, whose product is annotated as neural EGFL like 2b. Gene Ontology annotation, molecular function: protein binding; calcium ion binding. Bases 240 to 2687 code for a protein of 815 amino acids. NCBI's taxonomy places the organism in Eukaryota, Metazoa, Chordata, Actinopteri, Cypriniformes, Danionidae. The record is from RefSeq and is a predicted model, not a curated record. The transcript has 20 exons.